GAGGUGCACAUAUUCAACACACCGGUAAAGUGAUAUUUCUUUUCCUCCAUAAAAGCUGCACUUAUGCCGAAAUCCAAGCGCGCGAAGGUCAUCUCACUGACCAAAACGCAGGCCAAGACUCGUGAAGAUAAGGAUAAGCUCAUCCAACGCAUCCGUGAGGCGCUCGAUGAGUACUCCAGCGUCUACACGCUGCGGUUGCACAACAUUCGCACGAACAUCCUGCAGCAGAUCCGUGAGGAUCGAAGCGCGGACAGCCGCCUUUUUCUCGGCAACAACAAGCUCAUGAUGAUCGCGAUCGGGCGCGACGAGGAGAGCUCGCAGCGGAGUGGGUUGUACAAGAUUGCGCCCUUUCUCUCCGGUCUCUGCGGCCUCCUUUUUACGAAUCUCAGCAAGAAACAGGUGAAGGAGUAUUUCGGGCAGAUCGGCGCGCAGGUGUACGCGCGAACCGGGCAGACGGCGACGCGCUCGCUCGUGCUGAACGCCGGGCCGCUGCCGCAGUUCCCGCACAGCAUGUUCGACCACCUCGCGAAGCUCGGAUUGCCGAUUAAGCUCGACAAGGGCGUGAUCGUUCUGCUGCAGGAUACGACGGUGUGUGAGGAGGGCGAUACCCUUAGUGCGGAGGCCGCGCAGCUGCUGAAGCUCUUCGGCGUGCAGUCGGCGGAGUUCAAGAUUGAGCUCACCGCGCAUUGGUGUGAUGGGGUGGCGAAGAAAAUAGGCGCGAAGAAGGUCGACAACUAGUCGCGCGAAGGUGCGAGGAAGCAGUGGGGGUGGUCGAUGGAGCGGGAGGGGGGUGCGUUUCCUGAGGGAGUUCAGUCGGGAUCGUUAAGCGAGGAGGCAUCAUCCCCAUCACUUUAGGGCACCUUUCUUUUUCACCUUUAAAGUAAGAAUUGGUUUCUAAAAAAAUAUAAAUGAACGGCUAAGUAUCAGGUUGACAAAAAAAUACACACACAGGAUGUGCAUUGGACAUUCAUGGUCAGCAACCACGAGUGUUGCGUCUAACUCGUGUGCUCGGUGGAGUAAUUGUCUCUUGUAUAUAUUUGACUAUUGGUUACAGAGAAAAUCUACUCAGUUCGGACAUAUGUGCAUGUUCUGAACGUAUUUCAUCGAUUCUUGAUCGUUUUUUCCCUUCAUUUGAUUUACUUAUCUAUU
Molecule: messenger RNA, 1149 nt
Organism: Phytomonas sp. EM1
Lineage: Eukaryota; Euglenozoa; Kinetoplastea; Trypanosomatida; Trypanosomatidae
Source: the annotation of a GenBank genome assembly